Alternaria arborescens is the source of this 183-nucleotide messenger RNA. RefSeq lists its product as hypothetical. Lineage: Eukaryota; Fungi; Ascomycota; Dothideomycetes; Pleosporales; Pleosporaceae. The record is from RefSeq and is a predicted model, not a curated record. Bases 1 to 183 code for a protein of 60 amino acids. The transcript is spliced from 2 exons.
AUGCGUUUCCCGACCGUCAUCCUCCCUGCCCUCACCGGUCUCGCAUUCGCCGCAGAUUCGUCAACCAAUGUCUCCCAACCCAUGUCUUCCGUCGCAGCCUCCCUAUCAUCCGCAGCCUCGUCCAAGGGCGGAGGAAACCAUGUCGAAAAUCACUUCAGCUGCUACUCCCAGCACCACGGGUAA